Messenger RNA from Cladophialophora immunda, 1841 nucleotides. RefSeq lists its product as uncharacterized. The record is from RefSeq and is a predicted model, not a curated record. The transcript has a single exon. NCBI's taxonomy places the organism in Eukaryota, Fungi, Ascomycota, Eurotiomycetes, Chaetothyriales, Herpotrichiellaceae. Bases 118 to 1230 code for a protein of 370 amino acids. Gene Ontology annotation, molecular function: protein binding; deNEDDylase activity; metallopeptidase activity. Gene Ontology annotation, cellular component: cytoplasm; COP9 signalosome. Gene Ontology annotation, biological process: protein deneddylation.
CCUGCCCGCACCUCACCUCAGGCAGCUCAAACACUGGCACGGCGUCGUCAGGCGCAGCUUCAUCUCACCCCGUCAUCCAUAUCGUCGAAUGUCAACAUCUUAGCCUCUCACACCACCAUGUCGACUCUCUCAGCUUUGCGCAGUUGGGAGGCCGAGAACAACGUCAUCACUGUCGACCCAUUUCAAAAUGCCCUCUACAACCUGCCCGAUCCUGCCGCCUACAAGGCCUUGCAAAACUCCGCUCCAUGGAAGAAAGAUCCCAACUAUUUCACUCACGUCCGCAUCUCUGCCCUUGCCCUCCUGAAAAUGACGACCCACGCCCGUUCCGGAGGCAGUCUCGAGAUCAUGGGCCUCAUGAUCGGUUACGUCUCUGGUCGAUCGCUCGUCAUAACAGAUGCUUUCCGGCUUCCAGUUGAGGGAACGGAAACAAGGGUCAAUGCGCACGCUGAUGCUGAUGAAUACAUGGUCAACUUUGGUAUUUCAUCUAGGGAAGGAGGAGGGCAACUGGAAAACGCCGUCGGCUGGUAUCACUCGCAUCCGGGAUAUGGUUGUUGGCUGUCAGGGAUCGACGUCCAUACUCAAAAGACGCAUCAGAUGGUCAACGACCCUUUCGUUGCGGUGGUGAUUGAUCCAGACCGAACUGUCUCCGCCGGCAAAGUUGAAAUUGGUGCUUUCAGGACAUACCCCGAAGGCCACGUCCCCAAGGAUAAACAAUUUACAGACGACAGCGACGAGUAUCAAGCAAUUCCUCAGGAUAAGAUACAAGACUUCGGAGUUCAUGCCAAUUCCUACUAUCCCCUGGAGAUCACACACUACAAAUCAACUCUUGAUACAUAUCUGCUCGGCCUCUUGUGGAACAAGUACUGGACAUCGACGCUUUCGCAGUCACCACUUUUCACCAAUCGCGACUACACAAACAAGCAGAUCGCUGACCACGCAGUCAAGAUCAGGGCAGCGGCCAACAAAGAGAGGACAGGUGCUAGCAUGGCUCGACGAGGUCCGGAGUUGGCAGGAACGGGAGACAAGAAUUUCAGGACUGUAAGAGAUGGUUCAAUGGAGCAGAUUGUUCGAGGUGGCGCCAAGAUCGCAACGGAAGAGAUCGCUGGUCUAAUGGCACAUGAGGUUAAGCAGAAGUUAUUCUGGGGAGUGGUACAGGAGGCCAGCCAAAAGCCAGCUCAGCAGACUGCCCAUACGACGACAGGGGUACCCGUGGCAAGCAACGGCGGCUGAGACGCAGCAACGUCAGGGUAUUCCGUACUGUUGCAUCAAGAGUUGGACGGCGGUGGCAACUCAAAAUUGAGACAGCCCAGAUCGUCAUGCGGCGAGGCGACAACACAGUCCAAAUCCUCUGCAACCUGCUGGCCCACUGUAUCCAUGGAUAGGCUGAUGCUCUGAGCCGUGUUUGAGGGCAGGGGACAGGGACCAUUCCGGGUCCAAAUGGAUCAAGGUGAUGACAGGCUUAUGAGAUGACGACCAGAGACAGGACUGGCCUGGCAGAAUGUAACGGGCCUCCCUUUACACCAUUGGUUUCCACGAAGUAUUCGAUCGAGCUCAAACUCAAAACAUGCCUUUGCUUGCCCCCAUGGGGAAGCCGAAAGUAUGAGCUCGGCUUGAGUCAGUCUGGACGACGUUCUGGUGUGCCGUAAGCACGAUUGAAAGGAUUUCGUUGUUCCUGAGUACGAGUCCAUGAUCGUUCAUAUGUAAUUAGCAUCUCUGUGGUAUUCACGUGUGGCUCUGAAACGACAACUUUUGGUUUUGAUAUCGCCGGUUACGCCUGAGAAGAAGGAAUGUGAAGGCGAGUCCCGAGUACCGCGUAGACUCUAGCAACCACUUGUCAGGAG